UCCCCACACAUCUGUGUGGCCAAACGCGCGCACCCGUCUGCUGAUCUUUUUUUUAAGGAACUUUCGCUUCCUGUUGCUUUUCUCCGCACUAUUGCGCUUGUCAGUUUGAAAGUCAGUCAGCCUGUGGUGUGUGUGAAAAGUGCUUUGUUCACUAGCAGCUUUAAAGUUUCUUCUGCGUUCAUCAUCAUGUCUCUGCCGCAGCAGUUACGCGACCAAAGUGACUUUGAUCAGCUCCCUCUCAACAUCCCAAUCAGCGCCACCAUUGCUGAUAUCGAGGAGAUUAAAGGCUUCAUCGACUACUUUAGGUUCGUGAUUGAGGUGAAGACUAAAGGAGAGAGUAAGUACCUAAUCUACAGGAGGUACCGGGAAUUUUUCAACCUCCACCAGAUCCUCGAGGCCAGGUACUCUUCAGAAAACCUGGCCAAACUGGGCCCAAACACCUGCAUCCUGCCUCCUCUUCCAGGAAAAAUCUUCCUCGGAAACAAAAAGGAGAUUGCAGAGAGCAGAAUCCCUGAACUCAACACGUACAUGAAGAGGUUGCUGGGUUUGCCAACAUGGGUGUUGCUAGACGAGGCUCUCAGGAUGUUUUUCUACCAGACGGAACAGGACUCUGAGCAUCAGCCGCGAGCCCUGAGGCGUCUCCGCCCGAAUACCCGCAAAGUGAAACAAGUGAAGUCACAAAAGAUGGACCUCUUCUCCUCCCCCAGGGCUGAGGCGAUGUUUGACUUUCGCGGCAACAGCAAGGCGGAGUUGAACCUGAAGAAGGGAGAGGUGAUCUUCCUGCUGCGACGAGUCAAUGUCGACUGGCUGGAGGGUACAGUAAACAAUCAGACCGGUAUCUUCCCAGAAACCUUUGUGAAGAUUAUUAAACCCCUCCCUGAGAGUGACUCUGAAGGUGAAAGUGGAGGCCACACAUACAGCUGUCUCCGCUGCUUCCUGCUCACCCCCUCUGGAGUCGACACCAGAGAUGUGUGUGUACAAGAGGACCUCAGCAUCCAGCCAUCAUACAAGGACCUGCUGUCUCGCAUGAGGAAUGUUUUCAAGGUGGAUGAUAUUGCCCUGAACUACCGCGACCCUGAUGGUGACCUUAUUCGUAUCCUGGACGAUGAGGAUGUCCAGCUGAUGAUCAAGGAGGGCAGACGUCAACAGGACAAAGUCAAGAGACCUAUUAAUCAGUUUCCAUGGGAACUGCAUGUGACCACGACCUCUGACCUUUCUGUUUACAAUACAGAGGCUUGAGAGAAGUUGAAGAGAAGAAAAAUAAAUAUAAAAUAUUUAGUUGUGUCAUAUCAGAAAAUGAAUUUAACCAAGUGUAUAGUUGCUGAUUUGAACUCUGUGUAGUUUGCCAUUUACAUUCAUUCUGAGUCUGUUUCAAUAAAUGUUCCAGUCAUUUUACUUAAUAAAAUAACUUAAUACCAUAUUUACAUUUUGCGUGCUUAAAUUUUUUUCUGCUUGCUUAGAGGCUUUUCAACCGUUAGAUGUGCUCUCUGACAGAGUUUUACAGUCUAGUUAGUAGUUCAGUAAGGAGAGAUUAGAAGGAAUUGAACAGGAGUUGUUAAUAUACAGAAUUCAGUUCUGUUAUUUGACAAUUAGACUCUGGUCCCCCAUCACAGCAGAAUGAAGUCCCAGCAGUGAUGGGAAUUAGGGCAGGGCAUUUCCUCAAGCUUUUUUUUUAAUGCUAGAAAGUAGGGUGUUGUUGUUGUUCAUCCAUCAGUAUGUCGACAGAAUCAAGAGCUGGACAGCAACAGGACCCAACGUGAGCCAAGCUUAAUGGCUAAAGACGCAACAGCACUCCAUGGACGCUUGGUCAGCCAUCAUAGUAGCAAAGCUAAGUGGGUUCAGUACAUGACCACUGCCAAUAAAUGUUUUGGAAACACCAAAGGCCAAACUCAAGCUCCUGGCUGAUAAAGCAGCACACCAGGACUCUUACGACCAGAGAAACCGCCUGCACUACAAGAAAGCCU
Molecule: messenger RNA, 1964 nt
Organism: Haplochromis burtoni (Burton's mouthbrooder)
Lineage: Eukaryota; Metazoa; Chordata; Actinopteri; Cichliformes; Cichlidae
Gene: ncf4
Product: neutrophil cytosolic factor 4
Exons: 10
Coding region: 187-1239 (350 amino acids)
Biological process (GO): superoxide anion generation; respiratory burst; phagocytosis
Cellular component (GO): NADPH oxidase complex
Molecular function (GO): protein binding; phosphatidylinositol binding; superoxide-generating NADPH oxidase activator activity
Source: RefSeq, a predicted model, not a curated record